AUGGCCGUUAAGGCACUGAUCAGUUUGCUAGGAAUAAUUGGUUUUGCUUUCAUGGAAGCUGGUGUGAUGGGAUCAUCACCACAGUUUCCAUCGAUGUUUGUGUUUGGAGAUUCAUUGGUGGACAAUGGAAACAACAACUAUCUCAAUUCAUUAGCAAAGGCUAAUUAUGUGCCUUAUGGCAUUGAUUUCAAAGAAGGCCCUACAGGGAGGUUCUGUAAUGGUGAAAACCUAGUUGACGUAUUAAAUGAAUUUUUAGGUUUACCACUACUUCCAUCCUUUGCAACAACUUCUUCCGGUAGUACAGCCGGAAAGGAUAUAGUUCAUGGUGUGAACUAUGCUUCUGCUGCUGGUGGGAUUCUUGACGAGAGCGGAUUAAAUUUAGGCGAUCGGUACAGUUUGAGGCGACAAGUGCAGAAUUUUGAGAUCACAUUAACCCAAUUGAAAACCCAAAUGAAUGGCAAUGAAUUGAACCAGUAUUUAGCAAAGUCACUAGUGAUGAUGAUAUUUGGUAGCAAUGACUAUCUAAAUAACUAUCUCUUGCCUUCCAUUUACACCACCAGCCUCACUUACAACCCCAAUGAUUUUGCUGACCUUCUCAUCAACAAAUUCACCCCACAAAUAUUGGCACUGCAUGGUUUUGGAUUUAGGAAGUUUUUUUUGGUAGGAAUUGGUCCUAUUGGUUGCAUGCCAAACCUGAUAGCUACUGGGCUUGCCCCUCCAGGGAAAUGUGUAGAGUUUGUGAACAACUGGGUUCAAAUAUUCAAUGUGAAGCUUAGAGCCCUUGUUGAUCAGCUGAAUAGGAAUCACAGUACUGGCACCAUCUUUGUUUAUGGCAACAGUUAUGGAGCUUUCAGUGACGUAAUUGUCAAUCCUAGUGCCUAUGGGUUUAGAGUUACUGAUAGAGGGUGUUGUGGGAUUGGGAGGAACCAAGGACAGAUAACAUGUCUUCCAUAUUCAUUUCCAUGCUCCAACAGAGACCAAUACAUGUUCUGGGAUGCUUACCAUCCAACACAAGCUUUGAACAGGAUUCUUGCUCAAAGGGCUUAUGCAGGCCCACGAUCUGAUUGCUAUCCUAUCAAUAUCGAACAAAUGGCCCUCCUAUGA
Messenger RNA from Tripterygium wilfordii, 1104 nucleotides. Its product is annotated as GDSL esterase/lipase At5g08460-like. The record is from RefSeq and is a predicted model, not a curated record. Gene Ontology annotation, molecular function: hydrolase activity, acting on ester bonds. Bases 1 to 1104 code for a protein of 367 amino acids. Lineage: Eukaryota; Viridiplantae; Streptophyta; Magnoliopsida; Celastrales; Celastraceae. The transcript is spliced from 5 exons.